Ustilago hordei is the source of this 771-nucleotide messenger RNA. RefSeq lists its product as uncharacterized. Gene Ontology annotation, biological process: autophagosome assembly. NCBI's taxonomy places the organism in Eukaryota, Fungi, Basidiomycota, Ustilaginomycetes, Ustilaginales, Ustilaginaceae. The record is from RefSeq and is a predicted model, not a curated record. Gene Ontology annotation, cellular component: autophagosome membrane. Bases 1 to 771 code for a protein of 256 amino acids. The transcript has 2 exons.
AUGCAGACUCAGACUGUUCCAAACUGGCAUCAGGCCAUCUUCUUACGGCUACAAGAACGAAAUGCGCUCGAAAAGCAGCACGAUCUCAUCUGCCUUCAGUAUCGCAAACUAUCCGAGCAGACACGAUUGCUGAAACAGCGCAAUCGAGCCCUACUCAACGCAGCCGCCGUCGCUCCCUCUUUCCCUUCAUCAGUACCUGGCUCCACCACCACCACCUCCUCCUCCUCCACCUCCACCUCCCCCACCCCUUCCACUUCACCUGCGAACCCAGUCCAGGUCGCUUACAUAACCUCGCUCGAACAACAGCUCUCUUCCCUAAGAGACGAAAUCGCAACUCUCUACAAAACGCAAGGUCAAAAUGCCCAACGACUUCUCCUCAUGUCGGAAUCCCAUCGAACCCAAGAAGAGGAAUUCCGCAAUCAAACCGAAUCUCUCGCCAAACUCCAACUCGAACACGAAAAGCUCGAACGCCAAGCAGAGGACCUCACACAUACUAUCGGGGAGAAAGAUAGAGGGAUGCAGAUUCUACAAGAUGAGUUGGCAACGUUGAGUUUAGAGUUGAGUCAGAUCGAAGCGAGGAAUGAAGAUUUGAAGAAGGAUAACGCGAGUUUGCUCCAAAGAUGGUUGGAUAGGAUGAAUGAGGAGGCCGAAAAGAUGAAUGAUGGCACCAUGUGGUUGGAGGAGGUGAGAAAGAGGAGGCAGAGCUCCAGUCAGCCGGGCCAAGAUGGGAAGGGAGGAGACAUGGUGGACAAGUCCGAGGCCAAGCCCUGA